Molecule: messenger RNA, 3524 nt
Organism: Anolis sagrei ordinatus
Lineage: Eukaryota; Metazoa; Chordata; Lepidosauria; Squamata; Anolidae
Gene: SACK1C
Product: family with sequence similarity 83 member C
Biological process (GO): epidermal growth factor receptor signaling pathway
Molecular function (GO): protein kinase binding
Source: RefSeq, a predicted model, not a curated record
ACAGGUUCUAGGGCUUUGCUUGGAAGAGAGAAGUUAGUUUAGGGAUAGCGAGGGUGGGAACAUAACCAAUUAUUAUUGCUUGGGGAACUGUGUGUUAAAAGCAGCAGCUCCUGUAAAGAAGAUAGUACAAUCCUUCUUGACGUUUCCAUGAAAAAGACAACUUCAGUUGGACUUUUCAGGAAUUAUUUCUGUUUCAGCAAAUACGUUGGAGCAACUGGAGAAGUUCGUCAGAAGAUGGAAUAAAUGGAUGCUUAGUCUGAGGACAAAGGAAAGAGCUCUGGACGGCUGGCUACUUGGGAUCUUUAUUUUGGAAGAAGAAAAGAGCUCCUGGCGUUUGGCUACCAGGGAUCUUUACUGAGGGAAAAGGAAGAUUCGUCUUGAGAGAAGAAAACUGAAGAAUCUCUACACAAAGAGGAAGCACAAGAAGGAAUACCAUCUUACAAUGUUUGGCUACCCAACAACAGAAACAAUGACCUGGCUUCACAAAAGCUAUGGGAACUCCCAAGGGAGUACAGGGCAACUAAAAAGUCGAAUAGAAGAUCUCAAAAAGCCUUGGAAGAAGGAAAUCAGCCCUUCCAUGUUGCAGCACAGCGAGACUGCUCGACUGGCUGUGGAUGCCUUUCUAGAACAGGGAGAAGCUGGCUACCUACAAGCCAUUGCUCAGGAGAAGGAGCUGCCCUUUCUUUCCAUGCUGGACAUGGAUUACAUGAGCCAACACAGCCAAAGCAUCCCUGAGUCUCCAAUGAAGGGCCGUGAAUCAGGGCUCACUAGAGAGGACAGCGCAGACAGAGCUUCACUUCUCUCCGGAGUCACAUCUGGGACCUAUUUUCCAUUGAUGUCCGAUGUUGAUCCCCCACAUCUAGAGCUGGGAUGGCCUGCGACAGUCCCCAUCACAGCAUACGAUCAACAAGAAGUCAGCUUGUAUUUCCAACGAGACAAGGCAAAUAACGUUAAGGAAAUACUGAGAUCUCUAAUAAGCAAAGCCAAGUCAGUGAUUGCAAUUGUGAUGGAUCUCUUCACAGAUAUGGAAAUACUCAGUGAUCUAAUGGAAGCGUCAAGCAAGAGGCACGUGCCUGUUUACCUGAUCCUUGAUGAAAAAAACUUGAAAUACUUUGCUGAAAUGUGCACUAAAAUGGAUCUCACAAUGGACGACUUUCCAAACAUGCGGAUACGCUGUGUGAGUGGAGACACGUAUUACAGUAAAGCUGGCAAGAAGCUCACAGGGCAAGCACUUGAGAAAUUUGUGCUAAUAGACUGUGAACAAGUCCUUGCAGGAAGUUACAGUUUUACAUGGCUGUGCAGCCAGGUCCAUACUGGCUUGGUAAUACACUUCAGAGGAAAAGUUGUCGAAUGUUUUGACAGAGAGUUUCGAUGUUUAUAUGCGGAAUCCAGAUCUGUGAAUCAACUCAAUAUCCCCGUUGCUGAAAGGUCCAUAUUGUCUUCUCACAAAACCUUGAAGAACUAUGAGCCAGUUUUAAAAGGGUUUCACCAAAAUGAAAGUGAAACCACAAGCCCCUCCAGCAGCCUCUCCAAUUACAGCAUAGCCAGCAUAAAGAAAUCGCCAUAUUUAAACCAGGCAACGUCCAAGGACAUUUCGGGUUUACUAGGGAUUAGUAACUCGAAAUAUCAGCCCAGGGAGCUAUCAGAUUCUAGCUGCAGUGCUGCAGGUAAAUUAAAGUAUCAAUUCAAUGAAAUCUCUAAUUUGCCAAGACUGAAAACAAAUUUUCUAUCAGCAUCAUCGCCAAUACUAGGCGACAAUACAAGAAAUGGGCACGAUUUGCAGUUUCGGCCUGAGAAUAUUGGAACAGCCAGCAACAGGGCAUUCCCAUAUAACCCUCAACCAAAGGACAAUGUAAGCAAAAUACAGAAUAAUGAAAAAACAGCAACUCAUGGAUUCAGCAAACUAGAUCUCAUUUACAAUCCAACUAAAUCAUUGAAUAGUGGCCUGAAACUGUCAGUUCCUUCUUCUUCUGGUGUCUCUGAUGAUGCAGCAAGAGAAAACAAGAGCAACAUACACAGAGAUGAAAAAAGGAUGACUCUUGGUCACAGUAAAUUGGAUAUGAUUACCAAUUAUAACAAAUCAAAAGCAAAACAAGUUCACAGUCGAUUUGAGAUGUAAUCUGUGAUGUGGUAUUAGCAAAAUGUUUAUCAUAGCCAAACGUGCCAUGCAUUUGUAAAAAUUAAUUCCAAAAUAUAGAAGCUUGAUAUCUGUUUAUUAUUAAUUGAUAUAGGUGUCAAAAACAUUUCUAAAAUACUGAGAUGUCUUUGUAAGAAGUUUAGAAAAAUUGUCAUAUAUGAUAUAUGAGAGCUAAAGGAACUCUGGUACUCCAUAAUUCUAGAAUUAAUCUGAAAGAUAAAAUACCUUGAAAGCUGGAAAAAGGAACAAUCUGAGAUGUCUUCCUCCUGGACAUAUUUAUUUACUGGUUCUCAGAUAACUAGAUUACUAAUUAAUGGUGGUUUGAGUGAUGGAUUGUGGUCAAUAAACUCAUUGGAUGACCUUGGAAAAGAUGUUAUCUUUCUGGUCAAUGCCAAUGAAAGUAAAUUGCAGGGUGGGGCAUCUAUAUAAUCCUGAACAAUUUGGAGAAAGGAUAUAAUUGAAAAUGCUAUAAACCAGUAAAUAAAUAUGAGCGGAAGAAAUCACUCACUUAAAAAUAGUACACUGGUUUUGGUACAACUCUUUAUCAGAAGUGGAAAUCUCACCAUAAUACAAAAAUGGUGCUUCCUGUUUCCUAGUAAUUGACUUUUGUCAUUCUGUUUAAUAAAUAAUGUUAGUUGUACAAUGCAAUUAUAAUAAAGAUCUCUGAGUACUGAAGACUGAUAUUAACUAUGUAAGAAGACAUACCAAAGGGUGGGUAUAAAUGACUGGAAAUGUCCUGAACAUCACUUGUGUAACCUGAAUUAGGUUUGCAUUCUGUCUGACUUCUGAUUUUUUUUAAAUUACAGGAACACAAUCUCAUAUCAGUGGUCAAUCAGAUUUUCAUAAUGGGUGCCCACAACCCCAGGAUAGUUCCUUGUACAUGAGUCACUGAAAAGGAAUUAAGGCACAGUCCAGCCAAAGUCUCUUUUAUUUCCAUGGGAAGUUAAUUGCUUCAUUAUCUAAAAUCAGCUAAACUUAAAUAUGUUUAGCUUUGACUAUCUUAUGCUGUCACUUAGUAGGGAGGAGCAGGUUGUUGUUAUCACUAACGCUUACUAUUUCUCAUAACUGAAAUUGGAUGUGUUUUGUCUGUCUGGUUUUUAGAAUAUGUUGAGCUAGUAUAGCCAAGAAUUUCUGGGCUUGCUGUGGGAAUCUUUUGGAAAAAUCACUCAUUUUAAUGUUCUCUUCCAAUUCUAUAAUUGUAUGACAGAGAAAGAAGGAGAGAAAGGAUGUUGGACAGGGUAUUAGUGACGCCAAACAAGGAAACAGACUGCUACCAGUAAUCUGGCAAUCUUCACAGUGAGGCAAAUGGAUGCAUACAUUGGGUUGCUGUGAGUUUUCUGGGCUGUAUGGCCAUGUUCCAGAAGCAAUUCAUUCAGUUGCUUCCGAC